GUCCUGUGCGUAAGUUGCGGAGAAGUUCAUACACUACUAGUUUUUGUUGCCACGUUCACGUUGCUCAUUAAAUUUCGAAUUUAUUGAAUAAUAGAAAGGUUUGAUAUCAUGUCGAAGGUGUCUAUGGGUAAAGUACUGCUCCGAAAUGUCAUCAGACACACAGACGCCCAUAACAAGAUUCAAGAGGAGUCUGAGAUGUGGAAAUUGAGGGAUCUUGAGCAACAAGCCUCGUCUGCUCAUUUCCCAAAGCAGAGGGGCCGCAUGCACUGUGACCGUUACUUGGAUGACUCGGAGGGGUCCAUGCGAGAGCGGCUUGGAGACAGGAGAGAUGAGAUGUCUGAGAGAGAGGCACGAAAACUGUACGAGUUUGAAGCCAGUGAUCCUGACAGGUGGGGCCACAGUGGCUUUAAGGAGCUUUAUCCAGAGGAAUUUUAUCCUGAUGGGGGAAAAGACUGCAGCAAUAGUAAACACAAAAGGAAAAAACACAAGAACAAACUAGACGCUGACAUAGAGAAAUCUUCCAAGAAGUCGUCUAAGAAGAAGAAAAAGAAAAAGGAGAAGAAGGGAAGGAAGACUGCUGCCUCGGGCUCUGAGACCUGCAGCGAUGCAGAGGACACCGUCAGGAGGAAACAGAGGAGGAAGGGAGGUAAGAGCAAGCGGAGGAAAAAGGAGCACAAAAACAAAGACAGCGACACAGAGGACAGCCAUUCAGACACAAGGACGAGAACCCACAGGAAGAGAGACUGCCCUGAAACGGACACGCUGACCGAACCUCAAAGGAAAAAGCGGAAAAACUGGAAAGUGGCGAAUGAGGAGAGAUCAGAGGAGAGCUCUGAUGCUUGACUUUUCAAUAUUACCCGUCUGCUUGACUAUGCUAACUCUAGACACAUUUUUUUUAUUUGGGAGACUCUGAUCAUGGGUCUGGAGUCAUUAACUUGAUCUUUAUACCUCAUCAAACAGACACUUGAUGGCUUUUUUCACCAUGUUUGCAUCCAGGAGAAUUUGUCUAAUUUUUAUGAGGUUGCAUUUUCUAAACAUUUUUAUAUAUCUCUGAACAUGUUUUUUUUAUUACUCGUCAGACUGAACAAUUUUUAUUGUCAUAAAAAAAACUCA
Sinocyclocheilus grahami is the source of this 1113-nucleotide messenger RNA. RefSeq names its product NKAP domain containing 1. The record is from RefSeq and is a predicted model, not a curated record. The coding region runs from base 109 to 843 and encodes 244 amino acids. Lineage: Eukaryota; Metazoa; Chordata; Actinopteri; Cypriniformes; Cyprinidae. The transcript has 6 exons.